GCGUGUGGGCUGGUUUACCGUUUCAAACUGCACGCGGGCGGGAGUUUUGUGUUCGCUCCCCUCGGCAUGUGAGUCUCUCCCUUCAGGCAGUGUCGGGAAUGUGAGAGACAGCUCGGGGAAAGCAGGCUGAGGUCUCGGUCCCGGAACUGACAGUUUGCACGUGAGGAAUCCCCUUUUCCCCUUUAUUAUGGGGAACAACGAGUCAUCGGCGCUGUUUCCCCGGCAACUGAUCUCCUCAAAUGAAGUGUGCAGAGCUGAAUGGCAGGCCUCCACCCGCCAAGUAGAUGCAAACCUACAGCACCGCCCUGUGGCUAGCCGCCAGUAUUACAUUCUUCCUCAUGGCACAGUGGAGAGGCGAUCAUCUGCGUUGGCUGUUAAUCUGGAGUCUCCACGUUUCCACCCACACGCCAAGGGCAAAAACAUCCGUCUGGAUACACAGCUUCGACGUGCCACGCGCAAAAACAGCUUCUGCCACGGCCUGACAUUCAGCCAGCGGCCCAUCCGUCUCUACGAGCAGGUACGCUUACGCCUGUCAGGGGUGCACUCAGGCUGGAGCGGCGCACUACGCUUUGGUUUCACCAAUCUAGACCCAGGCGAGCUUGCCUCAUCAGACAUCCCCAAAUACGCCUGCCCGGACCUGGUGGCACGGCCUGGCUACUGGGCCAAGGCCCUGCCCGAGAGGCUGGCAGCGAGGGACAAUAUGCUGGCUUUCUGGGUCGACCGGCACGGCCGUGUCUUCUACACAGUGAACGAUGGUGAGCCUGUACUGUUUCACUGCGGCCUCAGCGCUUCCCGUCCACUCUGGGCCAUCAUAGACAUCUAUGGCAUCACACAGGAAGUCAUACUGCUUGAAAGCACAUUUGCUGACAGUACAAGCUGCCUGAGCGUGACGCGUCUCAGUGCCUACCUGCCUCCAAGCAACCACGACUCAGCCAACUAUAGCAACAACCAGUUAGAAAGCAACCAGGCUGCUAAGAUGGCUGCCUUGCACCUCAGCAGCUCAACACAACUGAGCCCCUGCUGCUCCUCCUCUUCCUCCUCAUCCCCUUUCGGUCUCCAAAGGUUAUCCCGUGGCCUUCCCUCUUCCCUUGACGCCGACCUGCGCUUUCACCCGGUGCGUGGGGCUGACGUGGUCCUGUCCAGUGACCGUGCCAUGGCCUGCGUCCACUCCCCAGAUGGCAUUCAGACUUUGGUGUUCAGUGACAGGCCCAUGAGGCUAGGUGAGACUCUGUUCAUGGAGGUGAGUCACAUGGGCCCACCGUGCCUUGGCAUGCUCCUUUUUGGCGUGACUUCGUGUGAUCCAGGCACAUUACACGCUACAGAGUUGCCUGCGGAGCCUGAUGCUCUCCUCGAUCGUAAAGAGUACUGGGUGGUGCACCGUGGGCUCCCUGCGCCUGCACCAGGCGACGUGCUCAGCUUCAUGCUUCUGCCUGACGGAGAAGUGCAUCAUGGGAUAAACGGGGUAGCACGUGGACGCUUGCUGUGUGUCGACUCCUCUCAGGCUCUGUGGACCUUCUUCGCUCUACGUGGUGCCAUCAACCGACUCAGGAUAUUAGGAACGCUGCAGGCAAGUCCAUCCACCUCCCCCUCUGUAUCCCAUGGCACAGCAUCUGAUGACAGUGACUCUGACCUGACUUUCGGUGUCAAUAGAUCCUCAUCUGCCUCCGAGUCCUCACUGGUGACAGCCCCCAGCUCUCCUCUCAGUCCCCCCAUCUCGCCCAGCCUCUCCUUUCCAGAGACGCCACUGAACAGUAAGGGCAGCGAAUGCACCGUGUGCUUCGAUCAGGAGGUGGACACCGUCAUUUACACAUGUGGACACAUGUGUCUCUGUCAUGAGUGUGGACUCAAGCUAAAGAAACAGAUCAACGCUUGCUGUCCGAUCUGCCGGAGACCCAUCAAGGACGUGAUCAAAACUUACAGGCCAUGAGACAACACAGCAGCAGAGAACCAGCUUUCUGUUCUGAAGGAGUUUGCAUUUCAGGACUGUUUUGUAGCUUUGACUCCUGUAGCAUAACCUCACUAUCCCCAACCCCAAACUCCCCACCCACCCCAACUUUCCUUACCCCUUCCUCUUGCAGUGGAACGAAGUUUGUCUGAGCGAGCAUCAGACAUUUUAGUGCCUUUGACACGUGUCUCAAAAGCAUCACCUACCAACCUGACAAUCAUAUUUGAUAGAGAUAUACAGAAUAUAUAUGACUUAUCAAAAGGACACUGAGAGGCUUGUUUAAGCAAUGAAACUAACAAAUGUAAACAAUUAAUAACUAUUUUGGUUUGAUAUUUUAAAAGUAAAUAUGUAUUUCCAGUUGUGUGAAAUGGAGAAUAAAAGAAAUCCAUUCAUAUGUAUUGUGAAAGAUGAGAGGACAUUUAUUGCACUUAACUGAGUAAACUAUAUCUGCAGAUAGCCAGGAUCUGAAGGCAUUUCUGUAUAAACAAGUACUGCAUUUUAGGGAAAUGCAACAAAAAUAUUUUUUAUAAAAGUUUAUUUCAGUAUUUUAGCUGUAUGGGGGUGUCGUGGCUCAGGUGGCUAAGGCACCAUACCAUAAAUCUGGGGAACCGGGUUCGAUUCCAACCUGAGGUCGUUUCCCGAUCCCUCGCUGUCUCAUUUCCUGUCUCUACACUGUCCUAUCCAAUAAAGGUGAAAAAAAGCCCCCAAAAAA
This is a messenger RNA of Neoarius graeffei (lesser salmon catfish), 2657 nucleotides long. RefSeq names its product neuralized E3 ubiquitin protein ligase 1B (gene neurl1b). The transcript is spliced from 5 exons. Bases 188 to 1927 code for a protein of 579 amino acids. The record is from RefSeq and is a predicted model, not a curated record. NCBI's taxonomy places the organism in Eukaryota, Metazoa, Chordata, Actinopteri, Siluriformes, Ariidae. Gene Ontology annotation, cellular component: early endosome. Gene Ontology annotation, biological process: ubiquitin-dependent endocytosis. Gene Ontology annotation, molecular function: ubiquitin protein ligase activity.